GAUAAUAAACAAUUAUUCAGAUUAUAGUGACGGGUUUUAAGGUAAUAAACAAUUAACCAGUGUAUAGUGACAGGUUUUGAAGAAAGUGAAUAAUUGAGCUGUUUAUAAUGAAGGCAAAGAACUGCGGAUGCUGACCACAGGAAAUAGGUGUAAAACUGGAAAGUGCUGGGAAAACCCAGCAAGGUUUCUAAUAUCUGUGGAAGGUAAAACAGAAUUAGGUUUAAAGUGUGACAGUCCACUACUGCCCUCUCUCCCUGACUCCAGAGAGUAACAUCCGGGAUAUUCCAGGGCAGUGACCAACACGUGAGGCUGUGGGAAAGGUGAAAGGUCAGGCUGAUCACGUGCUCGGGGUGAGAGGUCAGCGCCGUCUCCCACAACGAUGGCUGUCCGAGGUCUGCAGCUGGCCGGAUCCCGGUGAAGGAGGGUGUGGGGAAGAGGCUCUCGGAGCGGGCUGGGCUGGGCCGCGCCGCCGCAGGUUGAGCGGGGAGGACGCGUCUGGGCCAUGGGCUGCAAGCCCGGCGGUGCCUUCCAGGGAGAGGCCGGUGGAGGCUGUGCGGACCGGGGAGUGCAGUGAAGGCGGUGGGAUGUGGCAGCCAGCCAGCCGGGCUGGGUCCGGGUCCGGGUCCGGGUCCGGGCUCGGGCUAGGCGGCAGGAGCGAGGAGAUCGGAGAGUUGAUCGAACAUUUCUCCAAACAUCAAUACCGGGCCAAGGAGGCCAAUCCCAAGGUGGAAAAGAUUGAGAAUCGUUGCCUUGAAUUGUUCAGGAAGGACUAUGUUUUCAGUGUGAUUCUGAAUCCAAAUGGAGAGCUUUGCGGACAUUAUCCCCGCCAAAUCAUCAUUAUGGAAUAUGAAAGUACGGAGGGUGACAAGGACAGGUUUGAGAGCACAGUUCAGACAAGCAAACUGCAGGAUUUUGUGAGCCGUAGCAAGAUGGCAAGAUGUCGUAGUCGCUUUGUCUGCCCAGUCAUCUUAUACCAUGGAAAGCAUAUAUGUCGGUCAGCAACCCUGGCUGGAUGGGGGGAGUUGUAUGGGCGCAGUGGAUACAACUACUUAUUCUCAGGAGGAUCUGAUGAUGCAGGAGCAGAGUCUGAUGAAGUGCCUGAUGAUUUUGCAGUACGGAAUGGUGAUUCACAGUUGUUUGAUAAAGUCCGGGGUCAUGAUAUAAAACUGCUGCGCUAUCUUUCUGUUCGUUACAUCUGUGAUCUGAUGGUAGAGAAGAAGAAAGUUAAGUUUGGGCUGAAGUAAGUGGUUUCUGAAAUUA
Chiloscyllium plagiosum (whitespotted bambooshark) is the source of this 1260-nucleotide messenger RNA. NCBI's taxonomy places the organism in Eukaryota, Metazoa, Chordata, Chondrichthyes, Orectolobiformes, Hemiscylliidae. The record is from RefSeq and is a predicted model, not a curated record.